This is a messenger RNA of Cladophialophora psammophila CBS 110553, 1689 nucleotides long. RefSeq lists its product as uncharacterized. Bases 1 to 1689 code for a protein of 562 amino acids. The record is from RefSeq and is a predicted model, not a curated record. The transcript is spliced from 3 exons. Lineage: Eukaryota; Fungi; Ascomycota; Eurotiomycetes; Chaetothyriales; Herpotrichiellaceae.
AUGGUCUUUGGAUCCGUUCGCCGACUUGUAGCUGUCCUGCUUGUUUCGCAGUCUCUGAAUGCUUUAGUUGCGGCUCAGUCAUGUUGGAAUCAAAAUACAGCAAUCAACGGGGCUCCGUUCCCGCCGUUGAUCGAAGCGACAACCGAAGACCUCAUUCGUGGACUCGAAACGGGUCUAUUCACAAGUGUCGAUCUUGUCACGGCUUACAUUGCCCGCAUCACGGAAGUCAACGACACCUUGCAUAUGGUGACUCAGCUAAAUCCUGAUGCUCUUUCCAUCGCAGCCAAACUCGACUCACAGCGAGCGAAAGGCAUUGUGCACGGUCCACUCCAUGGCAUUCCAAUUCUGAUCAAAAACAAUAUUGCCACUGCUGAUGCCAUGGAUAACACUGCCGGUUCCUAUGCGCUCGCCGGAGCCAAGGUCCCCAGGGACAGCACAAUCGCCGCCAAUCUCAGGAAGGCUGGAGCCAUAAUCCUAGGGAAGACUAAUUUGAGCCAAUGGGCAAAUUACCGUUCGUUCAAUACGAGCAACGGCUGGUCGGCAAUCGCGGGGCAGACGGUCGGUGCUUAUUAUCCUGGUCAAGACCCCAGUGGCAGCAGUUCUGGCAGUGGCGUUUCGUCGUCCUUAGGAUUGGCGCUGGCUGCCUUGGGCACUGAGACGGACGGCAGCAUAUUGAGUCCCUCGGAUGUCAACAACCUCGUUGGCAUUAAGCCUACCGUGGGACUAACGUCCCGUUAUCUGGUUGUUCCUAUCUCUGAACAUCAAGACACUGUCGGGCCCAUGGCCCGGACAGUCAAGGACGCAGCGUACGUCCUCUCGGCCAUAGCAGGGAAGUCGUCUUAUGAUAAUUAUACCUCUGCAAUUCCCUUCGACACAAUUCCUGACUACGUCGCCGCAUGCAACUUUUCGGCGCUGCGAGGGAAGAGGAUCGGCGUGCCGCGAAAUCUCAUUGAUCUAUCCUUCGACUCUACUGCGGCGCCAAUCGUUCCAGCCUUCAAUGCCGCGCUGGAUGUCUUGCGUGCUGCGGGCGCCACAGUCAUAGACAACACCAACUUCACCGGCUACGAUGCUCUCAAUGAGGGCAACUACUCUAAUAUCGUCCUUGAAGCGGAUUUCAUAAGCGACCUCGCGAAAUAUCUCUCGGAACUCUCGUACAAUCCCAACCACGUGUACUCUGUGGCGGAUGUUCGCAACUUUACACAUUCAUUCCCUCUGGAAGACUGGCCCGAGCGCGACACACUGGUCUGGGACGGUGCGUUGGAACUUGGCUAUAACAACACCUCGCCGGAGUUCUGGUCGAACUAUACGAUGAAUACCUACUUGGCUGGUCCCCUCGGAGUCACAGGCGCGCUUGCAAACUACUCACUAGAUGCUCUGGUAUUACCGACAGAGUUUUCGCCCAAUUUCCCUGCACUGAUUGGGUCCCCUGUUGUUACGGUGCCCCUCGGAGCGUUCCCUCCUAAGACAGCGGUUACUCUCAAUGGGUUUGGCAACCUGAAUGCCACGGCACCAAACGUUCCUUUCGGGAUCAGUUUCAUGGGGCCUCAUUUCAGCGAGGAGUUGCUCAUCGGGCUUGCAUAUGCAUUUGAGCAAAGAACUCUUGUCAGAAACACUAUUACGCCUUACAUACAGCCCACAGUGGAGCUUGUGGAUGUGGUCAAUGCGAGGUUGAACAAAACAGGUGUCUAG